GUAGCCCGCCUUUUAAAAUCAGGCGCUUCCCGACCCCCGCCUAGUUCUUAAAGUCCGCGGCUCUCUAUUCUCGACUCGGAUACCCACACCAUGUGCGCUGCUCAGCUCUCGGCGGCCGCCCUUGCGGCGGCGGCCCCGCGCACGGUGUACGCCUUCUCUGCGCGCCCUCUGGCCGGCGGGGAGCCCUUCCACCUGGCCUCCCUGCGAGGCAAGGUGCUGCUCAUUGAGAACGUAGCAUCGCUCUGAGGCACAACGGUGCGGGACUACACCCAGAUGAAUGACCUGCAGCGGCGCCUCGGACCCCGGGGACUGGUCGUGCUCGGCUUCCCGUGCAACCAGUUUGGGCAUCAGGAAAACGCCAAGAACGAGGAGAUCCUGAAUUGCCUGAAGUACGUCCGACCAGGCGGCGGGUUCGAGCCCAAUUUCAUGCUCUUCGAGAAGUGCGAGGUGAAUGGCGAGAAGGCGCAUCCGCUCUUCGCCUUCCUUCGGGAGGCUCUGCCUACGCCUAGUGACGACGCCACUGCUCUCAUGACCGACCCUAAGUUCAUCACCUGGUCCCCGGUGUGCCGCAACGACGUCUCCUGGAACUUCGAGAAGUUCCUGGUGGGCCCAGACGGUGUGCCCGUGCGCAGGUACAGCCGCCGGUUUCUGACGAUCGACAUCGAGCCUGACAUCGAAACCCUGCUGUCCCAGGGGGCCUCUGCCUAGGGUGCCCCUCCUACCCUUGCUGCUUGGCGGUCAGCGCUGCUCUCCGGGGAUUUUACCAAUGAAGGUGUUCCCUCUAAACCUAGUGGAGGAAUGCCUGAUGUCCAGGAAAAUCCCCUGAGUUGGGCACUGGUCCUGUCUCCCAGCUUCCCCUUUCCUAGACCACAGCUCCUCAUCAAUAAAGUGCCAAAUAUGAGCAGAA
Messenger RNA from Odocoileus virginianus texanus, 907 nucleotides. RefSeq names its product glutathione peroxidase 1 (gene GPX1). The record is from RefSeq and is a predicted model, not a curated record. Gene Ontology annotation, molecular function: glutathione peroxidase activity. Gene Ontology annotation, biological process: response to hydrogen peroxide; response to selenium ion; glutathione metabolic process. Lineage: Eukaryota; Metazoa; Chordata; Mammalia; Artiodactyla; Cervidae. Gene Ontology annotation, cellular component: cytosol; mitochondrion.